Microthlaspi erraticum is the source of this 1332-nucleotide messenger RNA. NCBI's taxonomy places the organism in Eukaryota, Viridiplantae, Streptophyta, Magnoliopsida, Brassicales, Brassicaceae. The record is from the annotation of a GenBank genome assembly.
AUGGAUAGAAUCAGUAAGCUCCCUGAUGAGAUUGGUUGCCACAUCUUCUCCUUCCUCACGACAAGAGAGGCUGCUUCAACUUCUGUUCUCUCAAAGAGAUGGAGGAAUAUCUUUACUUUCACACCAAACCUAUGUUUCGAAAAUAAAGACUUUGCCUCUCCCAGUGAAGAGAUCACGAGGAGUUUCAGUGAUUUCGUGGAUCGAGUAUUGGCUGCGUCGGGCGAAUCCCCUAUCAAAAAAAUCACCCUAAAAUGUCUAACAAGUGGUGAUCCAGCUCAUCUCAACCGCUGCAUGCGUAAGUUUCUAACACACGGCGUCACGGAUCUUGAUCUUGAGGUAAUAAGGGGUUUAGAUUAUCCUAACAUGCUUAUAGAGGUCUUCGCUUGCAAGACAAUUGUGACGCUGAAACUAGGAAGGUGCUUUGUUAUUGAGAACUUUCCUGAGAAUAUGUUUCUCCCGGUUCUCAAGACUCUCUUCCUUGACAAGAUUAUGUUCAAUAUGCCUCAGCCUUGUGCAUUUGAAACCCUUUUUUCUGCUUGCCCUGUGCUUGAGUUAGUGAUGCUCAACGUGGAGUCUUCGUACCAGCCGAGCGAUGGGAAACCAUGUAGCACCGUUUCUUGCCCGACCCUUCAAAGACUUACGGUUAACAGUCUUGAUUUCGGUCUCAUUCUCUAUCGUUCUCGUUUUCUUGAUCGCCAGAGCUUUGCUUUUGAUACGGCAAACCUUGCAUACUUGGAGUACUCUGAUGUUGUUCCAAUAGCAUUUCCAGUUGUGAAUCUUGACUCCCUUGUUGAAGCUAAGCUUGGUCUUAAUUCACUAGAGGUUUGUGAUGAUCGCAAUUCAACGGUCCUGAUUAAAGGGUUAGGUAACGUUGAGGUACUAGACUUGACGACUUUUGAAACCUUGGAGACCAUUUAUUACUUCCGGGAAGCAAUCGUAGUGUUGAAGAACCUAUUGCAAUUGUCUAUCACAACUAAAGCUCAUGAAUGCUGGAGAUCUCUACCAUUUCUGCUAAACAAGUCCCCAAAUCUACAUACUCUCAUCAUAAAGGGUCCCUUGCAUGCUUUUAAAUAUGGAUCUGUUUGUGAGUGCUUCUCUGGAUAUUCUUGUUUCUCAUGUCCUGUUAAGGUCUUAAAGAUAACCGACUAUGGUGGAAUCAGCGGAGAGCUGCGGCAACUGCAUCAUAUACUAGAGAAAUUGCCAUGUCUUGAGCUGGUCACAGUCUGUGCUCGUGCAACAAACGUGACUGAAGGAUGGAUACUCAACAGUGACCUGCAAAGGCUUUCAAAAGCUUUGAAGUGCAAGAUCGAGGUUAACUUUAUUGGAAUAUGA